ACUCUUUCAAAGGUGUUUUGUUUGAUUAACUAAACUUCCUCAUCACCCACACCGGUCACCAUCAUCACCUCCACCUCCACUAUCAACGAUUCAACGAAUUAAUCUGCCUCUCUUAUAACUUUGGCAUCUCCAAGAAUCGAGGACUCUCACCCGUCCCUUCCUCUCUCUUUAAAACCCAAACACAGAGGAGAAGAAGAAGCAAUGCAAUUUGCAUUCAGAAAUAACUGACUGACUCCUUUCCCUUCUGCGGCUCUCAGGAGGGGACGCGUUUGGUGGAGGAGGCUUUUGCGUUUUGACUUCUGAAAAUAAACAAAUAAAGAAAGAAGCUUCUUGGUCGGUGGGAAUCGGGCUGUCAAAGAAGGACGCUUGACAGCCCGAUUUUCUUGGACUCUUUCCUAUCAAGGCGAUUGUCUUUCUAUUUUCUUCACCUAUUUUGCUAUCUGGGUUGUUGGCCGCAGUCAAUUGUCUGCUUCUGUCUUUUAUAGUGGAUUUGCCUUCAUAUUUAUGAUAGAUUUUCCCCUUCAAUAUCUCCUCUAUGGGUUCCCUAUCUGGAAUCAUUCAACGACCAAUAGUUGCCGCUGCAGCUGUGGCCGCGGCUUCUGUUUCUACUGACCUUUCUGAGAAACUCCCAUCUGUCAAAUCUGUAGAUACUUGUUCUGGCUCACUUCAAUCACAUUCUCCAUUAUCGGAUCCAGUGCAAGAACCAAGCUUUUCAUGGGUCUCUCAUAUAUCAGUUUCCAGGCUAACCAAAUUGUCCUUCGUCAAUAGAAUUCAUGUACCUGUACCUAGCACUAAUUUCCUAGUUCCUAAUUCUAUUCAUAAAUAUGUCCCUAGUACAUUAGCUUCUCCGCUUCUUCUUCAUUCAUAUCAGUCAGCAGAAUUGGCAAAGGGUCCUAAACCAACUGCAUUGACAAAUAAAAUCUCUACUUCCGCCCCUGAUGUCUUGUACAGAUGGCAUUUGCCAGAGCCAGAUGCUAUUGAUGUUUCUGGAUCUUCUAAUUGCUCAUCGGUGAAGUCUAGGACAGUAGUGGUUUUGUUAGGAUGGUUAGGGUCAAAGCAGAAGCAUCUUAAGAAAUAUGCUGAGUGGUAUACUUCAAGGGGAUUUCAUGUCGUUACUUUUACUUUUCCGAUGGCUGAGAUUCUUAGUUACAAAGUUGGCGGAAAGGCUGAACAAGACAUCGACUUGCUUGUGAACCAUCUGGCUGAUUGGCUGGAAGAGGAGCAAGGAAAGAACUUGGUAUUUCAUACUUUUAGCAACACUGGAUGGUUAACAUAUGGAGUUAUAUUGGAGAAGUUUCAGAACCAGGAUCCCUCUUUAAUGGCAAAUAUUAGGGGUUGCAUUGUGGAUUCUGCACCAGUUGCAGCUCCUGACCCGCAGGUCUGGGCUUCAGGUUUCUCUGCAGCUUUUCUAAAAAAGAACAGUGUUGCUACAAGAGUUCAUAUGAGUUCAAGUGAUGUGGAGGUAUUUGUUGGCGGCAAAAAAUUUGUAGAACCCAAACCUGCAGCAACUGAAGCAGCUUUAUUAGUGAUUCUGGAGAAGUUCUUUGAGGUGGUUUUGAAUUUUCCUGCUGUGAGUAGGAGGCUCUCUGCUGUGCUAAGCUUAUUAUCAUCAAGACAACCUACUUGUCCACAGCUAUAUAUUUAUAGCACCGCGGAUAGAGUCAUCCCCGCAAAGUCUGUGGAGUCAUUUAUACAAGAACAGCGAAGAGCCGGGCAUGAGGUCAGGGCUUGCAACUUUGUGUCCUCACCACAUGUUGAUCAUUUCAGAAAUGAUCCAAAUCUGUACAGCACUCAGCUUAGCCAGUUUUUGGAUGAUUAUGUGCUUGCUUGUUGCAAACAUUCUUAGUUGAAACUAUUCAGGCGACAAGUUAAAACCUUGAUUCUUUCUUUCUUUUUUAGUAGCUUACAAAUUAUACAGCUUACAGAAAUUAUUAUUUUUCGAGAGUUUGGGGAAUGAAAUUCAGAACAUCCCAUUUAGAGAAUAGGUGUGAUUAUCAACUAGGCUAUGCUCAAACGACUUGUGCUAAUUGUAAUGGUUGUUCACAUCAAUGAAGUUACACAAAUGUUUUUAGUUCA
This is a messenger RNA of Jatropha curcas, 2076 nucleotides long. Its product is annotated as alpha/beta-Hydrolases superfamily protein. NCBI's taxonomy places the organism in Eukaryota, Viridiplantae, Streptophyta, Magnoliopsida, Malpighiales, Euphorbiaceae. The record is from RefSeq and is a predicted model, not a curated record.